Molecule: messenger RNA, 872 nt
Organism: Bicyclus anynana (squinting bush brown)
Lineage: Eukaryota; Metazoa; Arthropoda; Insecta; Lepidoptera; Nymphalidae
Product: protein TSSC4
Exons: 1
Coding region: 189-851 (220 amino acids)
Source: RefSeq, a predicted model, not a curated record
UGACAGUGACACUGAGUGUCAAGUGUCAACUACUAAACUAAGGCAAGGCAAGGUAAACGAAAAUUGAAUAAAAAAUUGUAUUUAUUUUAUUUUGUUUUCAAUAAAGAAAUCCUAAACUGAUUAAAAAUAUGGUGUGUAGAGUUUAAUCAUCAUUUUAUAUUUAACUAUUGAAUAGUAAACCAAACAGAAUGUCAUCAUUUCAUGAUCGGCAGAAGAAUUUAUUUAAUCACCUAAAAGAUGCAGAAGAACAAUGCAGUUUUUCCAAGUCCAACAAUGUUACUGAGCAGCCUAAUUAUGGUGUUAUCGACAGAAGGACCUAUAAAAAACUUAAGCGUGAAAUGAAACAGUUCCGCGGCAGAGAGAGUAUCUUCAAACGGCCAGAUGCGAACCUUCGAGAGUGCUUUCAGGCAAGAACGGCACCUGAUUUUUUGAAGAACCCACAGAAGUGGCAAUACUAUUCACUAUCGGAUGUUACAGCAGAACAAAUGUCUGAUAAAACAAAUAUGGAAACUGCUUUGGCAUUUAUGCGUGAAAUGGAAGAUAGGGAAUCUAAAACAGAACAGGACAUGGAAGCUAUUGAUGAAACAGGCUCAGUUUUCAAAAAACCAACAUUCAAUAUGUCAAAAAUGAUUAAAAAGUUACCUGAAGAGCAGAAAAAGCCUGUAUUUAGGAAUAACAAAAUUAUCAUGCCGGAGUAUGUGGUUGGAAUGAGUAAGAAAAAAACAAAUAAGCCCAACAUUAAGAAUAGAAAAACAAAUAACGAAGGGGAAACUAAAAAAGAAUUGAAACUGAAUCAUUUAUUUGAGGACAGUGAUGAUGAUGAAACUGAAAUAAGUAAUGAUUGUACAUAAUAAACUGAAUCUUAUAAGUUU